AUGAGCUACUCUCAUGAAGAUCAGACACCGGGAAGAACCCCAGCGUCCAGAACCAAAGUCAUCGACCCCCUCCUACAACGAAUCCUCCAUCGUCACGAAGUCACCAACUCUUUCUUCAGCAACUAUCCACUCAAACAACAGCUGGGACGGCAGCGAAUCCCAAACCUUCAAAUCGAACUACCUCAUGUUAAACAAGAACGAAUUUCACCAAUCAUUAUAGAACCAAGUCACUGGAUUAAAGCAAUCCCAAAAAUCAUGUUACUAUUUCCAAAUGGUAAACUUACGGCCAAAUUUUUCAACAACAACAUCCGUGCACUAGCAACCCACUCUGCCACCUAUCGCCAAGCUCAAGACUUUUUGGAAAAAGCCAAAAUACCUUUCCACACCUUUUCGUUACCAGUGGAUAGAUCCUUAAAUUUCUUACUCCGAGGAAUAAACAACAACACCCUAGUAAAAGACGUUCAAAACGAACUCUCUGAGCUCGGUUUUGAAACAACCCACAUCAGACAACUCCUUAAAAAUGGAAAACCACUACCAAUGUACAUGGUCACUCUUCCCUGCAAUCCAACCAACAAAAAAUUAUUCAAUCUGACAUCAAUCUACUAUAUCUCAAUCACAGUUAAACAAUACCGAGCUUCUGAGCCCUCUCAAUGCUUCAACUGUUAA
Macrosiphum euphorbiae (potato aphid) is the source of this 666-nucleotide messenger RNA. Lineage: Eukaryota; Metazoa; Arthropoda; Insecta; Hemiptera; Aphididae. The record is from the annotation of a GenBank genome assembly.